GCGGAGUCCCCGUGCGCUCCUCUCUCCGCCGGGAACAGUCCGGGCCCGGGCGCAAGCACCGGGAUGGACGGCCCCGGGGCCAGCGCCGUGGUCGUGCGCGUCGGCAUCCCGGACCUGCAACAAACGAAGUGCCUGCGUCUGGACCCAACCGCGCCCGUAUGGGCCGCCAAGCAGCGUGUGCUCUGCGCCCUCAAUCACAGCCUUCAGGACGCGCUCAACUACGGGCUAUUCCAGCCUCCCUCCCGGGGUCGCGCCGGCAAGUUCCUGGAUGAAGAGCGGCUCUUACAGGACUACCCGCCGAACCUGGACACGCCCCUGCCCUAUCUGGAGUUCCGAUACAAGCGGAGAGUUUAUGCCCAGAACCUCAUAGAUGACAAGCAGUUUGCAAAGCUACACACAAAGGCAAACCUGAAGAAGUUCAUGGACUAUGUCCAGCUACACAGCACAGACAAGGUGGCCCGCCUGCUGGACAAGGGGCUGGACCCCAAUUUUCAUGACCCUGACUCAGGAGAGUGCCCUCUGAGCCUUGCUGCACAGUUGGACAAUGCCACUGACCUUCUGAAGGUUCUUCGCAAUGGCGGUGCUCAUCUGGACUUCCGAACCCGAGAUGGGCUAACAGCCGUCCACUGUGCUACCCGCCAGCGCAACGCAGGGGCAUUGACGACCCUGCUGGACCUGGGGGCUUCACCUGACUACAAGGACAGCCGCGGCCUGACGCCCCUGUACCAUAGUGCCCUAGGGGGCGGGGAUGCCCUCUGCUGCGAGCUGCUUCUCCAUGAUCACGCACAGCUGGGGACCACUGAUGAGAAUGGUUGGCAAGAGAUCCAUCAGGCCUGCCGCUUUGGGCAUGUGCAGCACUUGGAGCACCUGCUAUUCUAUGGGGCCAACAUGGGUGCCCAGAAUGCCUCGGGAAACACAGCCCUGCACAUCUGUGCCCUCUACAACCAGGAGAGUUGUGCGCGCGUCCUGCUUUUCCGUGGUGCCAACAAGGACGUCCGCAAUUACAACAGCCAGACAGCCUUCCAGGUGGCCAUUAUUGCAGGGAACUUUGAACUUGCUGAGGUAAUCAAGACCCACAAAGACUCGGAUGUCGUACCAUUCAGGGAAACCCCCAGCUAUGCAAAGCGACGGCGUCUGGCUGGCCCGAGCGGCUUGGCAUCCCCUCGGCCCUUACAGCGCUCAGCCAGUGAUAUCAACCUGAAAGGUGAUCAGCCCGCAGCUUCUCCUGGGCCCACUCUCCGAAGCCUCCCUCAUCAACUACUGCUCCAGCGGCUUCAGGAGGAGAAAGACCGUGACAGGGACAGCGGCGAGCAGGAGAAUGACAUCAGCGGCCCCUCAGCAGCCAGGGGUGGCCACAGCAAGAUCAGCCCCAGCGGGCCCGGCGGAUCCGGCCCCGCGCCCGGCCCCGGCCCGGCGUCUCCCGCGCCCCCCGCGCCGCCGCCCCGGGGCCCGAAGCGGAAACUUUACAGUGCCGUCCCCGGCCGCAAGUUCAUCGCUGUGAAGGCGCACAGCCCGCAGGGCGAGGGCGAGAUCCCGCUGCACCGCGGCGAGGCCGUGAAGGUGCUCAGCAUUGGGGAGGGCGGUUUCUGGGAGGGAACCGUGAAGGGCCGUACAGGCUGGUUCCCAGCUGACUGUGUGGAGGAAGUGCAGAUGCGACAGUAUGACACACGGCAUGAAACCAGAGAAGACCGGACGAAGCGUCUUUUCCGCCACUACACCGUGGGUUCCUAUGACAGCCUCACUUCACACAGUGAUUAUGUCAUUGAUGAUAAGGUGGCUAUCCUGCAAAAACGGGACCAUGAGGGUUUUGGCUUUGUUCUCCGGGGCGCCAAAGCAGAGACCCCCAUUGAAGAGUUUACACCCACACCCGCCUUCCCUGCACUCCAAUACCUUGAGUCUGUAGAUGUGGAAGGCGUGGCCUGGAGGGCCGGGCUUCGAACUGGGGACUUCCUCAUUGAGGUGAACGGUGUGAACGUCGUGAAGGUCGGCCACAAGCAGGUGGUGGGUCUCAUCCGUCAGGGUGGCAACCGCCUGGUCAUGAAGGUUGUGUCUGUGACCAGGAAACCAGAGGAGGAUAGUGCUCGGCGCAGAGCCCCACCACCCCCAAAGAGGGCCCCCAGCACCACGCUGACCCUGCGGUCCAAGUCCAUGACGGCUGAGCUUGAGGAGCUUGAGAAGUUGGAUGAGAUCCUGGCAGUUGCUGCGGAGCCGACUCUGAGGCCAGACAUUGCCGACGCCGACUCGCGGGCGGCCACUGUCAAGCAGCGGCCCACCAGCCGGAGGAUUACCCCUGCCGAGAUCAGCUCAUUGUUUGAGCGCCAGGGCCUCCCAGGCCCAGAGAAGCUGCCGGGCUCUUUGCGGAAGGGGAUUCCACGGACCAAAUCUGUAGGGGAGGAUGAGAAGCUGGCAUCCCUACUGGAAGGGCGAUUCCCACGCAGCACAUCAAUGCAGGACACAGUGCGUGAAGGUCGAGGCAUUCCACCCCCACCGCAGACCGCCCCGCCACCCCCACCCGCGCCCUACUACUUCGACUCCGGGCCACCCCCCACCUUCUCACCGCCGCCACCACCGGGCCGGGCCUAUGACACUGUGCGCUCCAGCUUCAAACCAGGCCUGGAGGCUCGUCUGGGUGCGGGGGCUGCUGGCCUGUAUGAUUCUGGCACGGCUCUGGGCCCGCUGCCCUACCCUGAGCGUCAGAAGCGUGCACGCUCCAUGAUCAUAUUGCAGGACUCCGCGCCAGAAGUGGGUGAUGUUCCCCGGCCUGCGCCUGCAGCCACACCGCCUGAGCGCCCCAAGCGCCGGCCUCGGCCGUCAGGCCCUGAUAGUCCCUAUGCCAACCUGGGCGCCUUCAGUGCCAGCCUCUUUGCUCCGUCGAAACCACAGCGCCGCAAGAGCCCACUGGUGAAGCAGCUUCAGGUGGAGGAUGCUCAGGAGCGCGCGGCCCUGGCCGUGGGUAGCCCGGGACCAGUGGGUGGAAGCUUUGCACGAGAACCCUCGCCAACGCACCGCGGGCCCCGACCGGGCGGCCUUGACUACAGCUCUGGAGAAGGCCUGGGGCUUACCUUUGGCGGCCCUAGCCCUGGCCCAGUCAAGGAGCGGCGCCUGGAGGAGCGACGCCGUUCCACUGUGUUCCUGUCUGUGGGUGCCAUCGAGGGCAGCCCUCCCAGCGCGGAUCUGCCAUCCCUACAACCCUCCCGCUCCAUUGAUGAGCGCCUCCUGGGGACAGGCGCCACCACUGGCCGCGAUUUGCUGCUUCCCUCCCCUGUCUCUGCUCUGAAGCCAUUGGUCGGUGGUCCCAGCCUUGGGCCCUCAGGCUCCACCUUCAUCCACCCUCUCACUGGCAAACCCUUGGAUCCUAGCUCACCCCUAGCUCUUGCUCUGGCUGCCCGAGAGAGGGCUCUGGCCUCGCAAGCACCUUCCCGGUCCCCCACACCUGUGCACAGCCCUGACGCUGACCGCCCUGGACCCCUCUUUGUGGAUGUGCAAACCCGAGACUCCGAGAGAGGACCGUUGGCCUCCCCAGCCUUCUCCCCUCGGAGUCCAGCCUGGAUUCCAGUGCCUGCUCGCAGAGAGACAGAGAAACCCCCCCGGGAAGAGCGGAAGUCACCAGAGGACAAGAAAUCCAUGAUCCUCAGUGUCUUGGACACGUCCUUGCAACGGCCAGCUGGCCUCAUUGUUGUGCAUGCCACCAGCAAUGGACAGGAGCCCAGCAGGCUGGGGGCUGAAGAGGAGCGCCCCGGUACUCCGGAGCUGGCCCCAGCCCCCAUGCAGGCAGCAGCUGUGGCAGAGCCCAUGCCAAGCCCACGAGCUCAGCCCCCUGGCAGCAUCCCAGCAGAUCCCGGGCCAGGCCAAGGCAGCUCAGAGGAAGAGCCAGAGCUGGUAUUUGCUGUGAACCUGCCACCUGCUCAGCUGUCCUCCAGUGAUGAGGAGACCAGAGAGGAGCUGGCCCGCAUUGGGCUAGUGCCACCCCCUGAAGAGUUUGCCAAUGGGAUCCUGCUGGCCACCCCGCCCCCAGGACCGGGCCCCUUGCCCACCACGGUACCCAGCCCGGCCUCAGGGAAGCCCAGCAGCGAGCUGCCCCCUGCCCCUGAGUCUGCAGCUGACUCUGGAGUAGAGGAGGCUGACACUCGAAGCUCCAGUGACCCCCAUCUGGAGACCACAAGCACCAUUUCCACAGUGUCCAGCAUGUCCACCCUGAGCUCGGAGAGUGGGGAACUCACUGACACCCACACCUCCUUUGCCGAUGGACACACUUUUCUACUCGAGAAGCCACCAGUGCCUCCCAAGCCCAAGCUCAAGUCCCCGCUGGGGAAGGGGCCGGUGACCUUCAGGGACCCGCUGCUGAAGCAAUCCUCGGACAGUGAGCUCAUGGCCCAGCAGCACCAUGCCGCCUCUACAGGGUUGGCUUCUGCUGCUGGGCCUGCCCGCCCUCGCUACCUCUUCCAGAGAAGGUCCAAGCUGUGGGGGGACCCCGUGGAGAGUCGGGGGCUCCCUGGGCCUGAAGAUGACAAACCAACUGUGAUUAGUGAGCUCAGCUCCCGUCUGCAGCAGCUGAAUAAAGACACACGCUCCUUGGGGGAGGAACCAGUUGGUGGCCUGGGCAGCCUGCUGGACCCUGCUAAGAAGUCGCCCAUUGCAGCAGCUCGGCUCUUCAGCAGCCUCGGUGAGCUGAGCACCAUCUCAGCGCAGCGCAGCCCCGGGGGCCCGGGCGGAGGGGCCUCCUACUCGGUGCGGCCCAGCGGCCGGUACCCCGUGGCGAGACGAGCCCCGAGCCCAGUGAAACCCGCAUCGCUGGAGCGGGUGGAGGGGCUGGGGGCGGGCGUGGGAGGCGCGGGGCGGCCCUUCGGCCUCACGCCUCCCACCAUCCUCAAGUCGUCCAGCCUCUCCAUCCCGCACGAACCCAAGGAAGUGCGCUUCGUGGUGCGAAGUGUGAGUGCGCGCAGCCGCUCCCCCUCACCAUCUCCGCUACCCUCGCCUUCUCCCGGCUCUGGCCCCAGUGCCGGCCCGCGUCGGCCGUUUCAACAGAAGCCCCUGCAGCUCUGGAGCAAGUUCGAUGUGGGCGACUGGCUGGAGAGCAUCCACUUAGGCGAGCACCGAGACCGCUUCGAGGACCAUGAGAUCGAAGGCGCACACCUGCCUGCGCUCACCAAGGAAGACUUCGUGGAGCUGGGCGUCACACGCGUUGGCCACCGCAUGAACAUCGAGCGUGCGCUCAGGCAGCUGGAUGGCAGCUGACGCCCCACUCCCUCUCCUGUUCCUGCUGCGCCCUGCCGGCAGGGCCCCCACCCCUACUCCAGGCCGCAGGCUCGGCUCGCCCCCUACCACGGCGCCCGGGCCAGGAAUGUUGCAUGAAUCGUCCUGUUUGCUGUUGCUUGGAGACUUGCCCUGUACAUUGCUUAGUGCCCUCCCCUGCCGCUGAACCCCACCCAGCACACAGUAAGGGCGCGGACCAGGGGGGCUGGGUGGAAGGGGGUUGGGGCAGGGUG
Messenger RNA from Grammomys surdaster, 5486 nucleotides. RefSeq names its product SH3 and multiple ankyrin repeat domains 3 (gene Shank3). Gene Ontology annotation, molecular function: ionotropic glutamate receptor binding; synaptic receptor adaptor activity. NCBI's taxonomy places the organism in Eukaryota, Metazoa, Chordata, Mammalia, Rodentia, Muridae. The record is from RefSeq and is a predicted model, not a curated record. Gene Ontology annotation, cellular component: dendritic spine; postsynaptic membrane; postsynaptic density. The transcript has 21 exons. Bases 64 to 5235 code for a protein of 1723 amino acids.